Messenger RNA from Morus notabilis, 1331 nucleotides. RefSeq lists its product as uncharacterized. The record is from RefSeq and is a predicted model, not a curated record. Lineage: Eukaryota; Viridiplantae; Streptophyta; Magnoliopsida; Rosales; Moraceae. Bases 3 to 974 code for a protein of 323 amino acids. The transcript has 4 exons.
AGAUGCAUUGUUUGCGGUGGCGAGACGGAGAAGAGCAGAGCAGAAGCAGAGAAAUGAGCCCACCGAAGGAGGAGACGCUGGUGGAAGCGGCGCUGCGAGUUCUCAACACAGCCGACCCCUUCGAGAAGGCUCGGCUCGGCGAGUCCGUCGCUUCUCGAUGGCUCGAAGGAGCCAUUGCUCGCCCCUACGACCCUUCAGUGGACCUUCCCGUUCCCGAUCGCCCCGCCAGGCUCUCCGACGUUAAGUUGGUGUCGCCGAGUCUUAUGCCGAAGCUUGGGAAAGCUGGGAGCUUGCAGAGCAGACGGGCCAUUGUUCAUAGCCUUGCCCACACAGAAAGCUGGGCUAUUGACUUGUCUUGGGAUAUUAUUGCUCGUUUUGGCAAGCAAGAGGCAAUGCCGAGAGAGUUUUUCACCGAUUUUGUCAAGGUAGCUCAGGAUGAAGGCCGGCAUUUUACCCUCCUCGCAGCAAGGCUCAAAGAGCUGGGCUCUCACUAUGGAGCUUUGCCAGCUCAUGACGGCCUUUGGGACUCUGCCAUUGCCACUUCGAAGGAUCUUCUCGCACGUCUAGCUGUCGAGCAUUGCGUCCAUGAGGCAAGAGGGCUUGAUGUUUUGCCCACAACCAUCAGUCGUUUUCGCAAUGGAGGCGAUGACAAAACAGCUGAUCUACUUGAGAGGGUGGUUUACCCCGAAGAGAUUACCCAUUGCGCUGCAGGCGUAAAAUGGUUCAAGUAUCUCUGCUUGAGGCCUUCGGUUCCUGCUUCACUAACGGAUAGUUUGGCAUCUGAAGAGGGUGAGGAAGAAAGUGAAGCUAAAGAGGAGGAAACUGAAGAAGUAACAAAGAAGUUCCAUGAUAUUGUAAGAACACACUUCAGGGGACCGUUGAAGCCGCCUUUCAAUGAAGAGGCGAGAAAAGCUGCUGGGUUUGGCCCUCAGUGGUAUCAACCACUGGCUUUCAAAGAGACCACCCUCCAAUGACCCCCUCGCUGGCCUACCAAGAAAAAUCAAUUACUGCUUCAGCCUAUUUGUUUGUUUGUUUUGUAUUGUCAUUUUUAUAUAUAAUGCAUAAUAUUUCAGCUUUGUCACGUUGGUGUUUGGUUCAAGGGUUCAUGUGAUUUAAACCCAUGAGCCAAGUUCAAAAUGGUGUUUGGAUUGGCAAAUUGGAGAUGGAGUUUUUGAAUCUUGCCGUGAUGUUUGGACCAAUCAAAACCACCAAUUUUAGAACUUGUACCUCACAAAUUCAAGUAGUCCCAACCAUCUUCUACAGUGGCUUUCAAACCACACUUUUGAGAUUUUAUAGUCCAAAAAAAGAAAUUUUGAUCCAAAUGGAUUUUA